AUGCAAGAUAGAAAUCAAGGAGGACCAUCCAGGGUGAUUUUAGAUAAAUCUAAAAAUGAUGGAGCAGAUUUAGAAGUUCUCCUAGACAUAGGAGAAAACCUCAUGAUAAGGAGAACCUUGAUAAUCCUAGAGAAGGAGAAAACACAGAUUCAAAGCUUUGAUGACUCAUGGCUUCGAACCAAUAUUUUUCAAACUAGAUGCACCUCAGGAAAAAAGGUAUGUCAAAUUAUUAUUGACAGCGGUAGUUGUGAGAAUAUGGUUUCGAGAGAGAUGGUAGAUAAGUUGAAUUUACAGUGUGAGAAAAAUCCUCACCCUUACCGUAUUGCAUGGUUUAAGAAGGGGAAUGAAGUUACUAUUGAUAAGAGGUGCCCGAUCAAGUUUUCUAUAGGCAAAACUUACAAAGAUAAGGUCUGGUGUGAUGUCAUCCCAAUGGAUGCAUGUCAUGUAUUAUUGGGAAGGCCUUGGCAAUAUGACAGAAAGGUCAUGCAUGAUGGGGAAAGGAAUACAUAUACAUUUUGGAAGGAGGGAUCAAAAGUCAUCUUAUUACCCCUUAAGGAUGUAGGGGAAGCUAAGAAUAUGUUGUCUGAAAGAGAGCUUGUUAAGGAGAUGAAGGUGAUGGGAUUUUGUUAUGCAUUAAUGGUACAAGAGGAGGAAGGAGGAGGGAUACCAAUACCUAUUGAAGUAGCAAAGGUACUCAAAGAAUAUAGUGAUGUUAUAGCUAAUGAGCUACCUGAUGGUCUUCCACCGAAGCGAGAUAUUCACCAUCAUCUUGAUCUAAUUCCGGGAGCAUCUUUACCUAAUCAAACAGCAUAUAGGAUGAGCCCUACACAACAUGCAGAACUCAACAAGAAGGUGAUGGAUAUUAUGAAGAAAGAUGUUGUGCGAGAAAGCAUGAGUUCAUGUGUUGUACCAGCAUUAUUAACACCAAAGAAAGAUGGGCCCCAGUAUUUCAGUAAAAUUGAAUUGAGAAGUGGGUAUCACCAAAUUCGGAUUCAAGAAGGGGAUGAAUGGAAGACUUCUUUCAAGACUAGAGAUGGAUUAUAUGAGUGGAUGAGCAAAGAGGAGCACUUGAAGCAUUUGCAGAUCAUAUUGGAUGUGUUGAGGAAAGAGAAACUUUAUGCAAACUUGAAACAGUGUAGUUUUAUGCAAGAGAGUCUGGUAUUUCUGGGAUUUAUUGUUUCUGUAGAAGAUUGUACCAAAGGAAAGAAAUUCAUGUGGACCAAUGAGGCUGAAGAAAGUUUCAAGUUUCUAAAGAAGAAGGUAAUUGAAGCUCUCAUAUUAGCAUUACAAGACUUUGAAAAAGUGUUUGAAGUUGAUUGUGAUGCCUCACAUGUAGGUAUUGGAGCUGUUCUUAGCCAAGCAGGUAAACCAAUCACCUUUUUCAGUGAAAAGUUGAAUGAGGCAAGGAAGAACUAUUCCUCAUAUGAUCUAGAGUUUUAUGCAGUUGUGCAAGCCUUGUGA
Cryptomeria japonica (Japanese cedar) is the source of this 1461-nucleotide messenger RNA. RefSeq lists its product as uncharacterized. The transcript has 4 exons. The record is from RefSeq and is a predicted model, not a curated record. The coding region runs from base 1 to 1461 and encodes 486 amino acids. Lineage: Eukaryota; Viridiplantae; Streptophyta; Pinopsida; Cupressales; Cupressaceae.